Molecule: messenger RNA, 705 nt
Organism: Dermacentor silvarum
Lineage: Eukaryota; Metazoa; Arthropoda; Arachnida; Ixodida; Ixodidae
Exons: 3
Coding region: 1-705 (234 amino acids)
Source: RefSeq, a predicted model, not a curated record
AUGAAAGCGAAUAUUGCAGGCAAGGACAUCAACUUGAAGAUCGACACAGGGUCCCAAGCAAACUUGAUGCCACUGUCGCUUUACCGGAAAAUUCAAGCCUGUCCAGUGAAAGCACGCAACGCGGUUCUACGAUCGUAUAACGGCGGCAUCAUCAAACAGCUUGGCACAUUUUCGUCGCACGUGACCAUUGGUGACCGGAGCGUCUGCACAGACUUCUUCGUGAUUAAGAAAGACGCCCUCCUGGGUCUGAAAGCCGCGGUGGACCUGGGGCUGAUCAAACGGAACGUUGAUGCCGUAACAAACAACAGCGCCUCCGCGAUCGUCGAUGAAUUUCCGCAGCUUUUUCAAGGAACAGGCCGUCUACAACGCGAGUACAGGAUCACCCUUCGCGAGGGUGCUGUGCCCGUCAUCCAGCCAGCCAGACGAGUGCCUUUGGCGCUGCGAGAACCUCUGCGCGCAGAACUACAGCGAAUGGAAGCGGAAGGCAUCAUUCAAAAAGAGCAACGACUCCGUUCGCAUAAGGGAAAGACAUGGACAAGAAAAGCCAAGGUUCUUGGAUCAGCGGGGCCUCGUUCCUUCCAUGUGCGAACAGAAGACCGGAACAUCCUGCGCCGCAAUCGGGAGCACCUCUUGGAAACGAGCGAGCCCUUUGAGGACACCUCCGACGAAGAUUACGACGAAGAGCAGGCGCUGUACAGCAGUUGA